Molecule: messenger RNA, 993 nt
Organism: Andrographis paniculata
Lineage: Eukaryota; Viridiplantae; Streptophyta; Magnoliopsida; Lamiales; Acanthaceae
Product: protein SYM1
Exons: 5
Coding region: 129-824 (231 amino acids)
Cellular component (GO): membrane; cytoplasm
Source: RefSeq, a predicted model, not a curated record
GGGACAGACUAAAAUUUGCUUGUUAGAGUUGGGACAAAACAACGUUUUCCUCUGAAAAUAAAUACAGAUAUAUACAUCAGCGGUCACACUUUCCCCUUCUUCCUUUGUGUCCAGUCCAGCUGAAGGAGAUGGGUUCAAUGGGUGCCAAUGGCAAUGGCGGCCUAUGGGGCAUUGGUCCAUUUCACGACAACUUUCAUCGAAGGCGGAAUACUAGGAGGAACAAGGACUCCAAGCCCUCUAGCUCUAGAGGCGGCGCCGGAGAUUCUGCCUCCGCCCCAUCCUUUGGGUUCCCGCUCAAGCAAGCCGCCACGGCUGCGUCCCUUGCCCUAACCGGCGACUCCAUCGCGCAGAUACGGCAGAGAUGGAUCCGGAAAAGGGACGAGUUGUCAAAUUCCGAAGAUUUCAAGGACAUCACAAGCACGCUUUUAUCUGAACAUGACUGGAUCCGAGCCCUUAGGAUGACAUCAUAUGGAUUCCUGCUCUACGGUCCUGGUUCAUAUGCAUGGUAUCAGUUUCUCGAUCGUUGCAUGCCAAAGCAAAAUUUUCAAAACCUCAUGAUGAAGGUUCUACUAAAUCAGAUCAUACUCGGCCCCUCAGUAAUUGCUGUUGUUUUUGCAUGGAAUAAUCUAUGGCUUGGGACGCUUUCCGAGCUUCCCAAUAAAUACAAGAAAGAUGCCCUCCCCACCCUCUUUACCGGAUUCCGGUUCUGGAUUCCAGUCAGCAUAUUGAAUUUCUGGGUGGUCCCCCUUCAAGCCCGUGUUGGUUUCAUGUCGAUGGGAUCUAUAUUCUGGAACUUUUUCUUGUCCUCAACCAUGAGCAGGUGACUUACAGUCUGCCAUUGCUCUGUAUUAGGCCUUCAUCAAUCAAUCUUGAAUACAAUCUAGUAUUAUUCUUUUGUUUUGUUAUGCUUUCCUCCUAUUCGAACUGAACAGUUAAAUGUAAUCGUGACAUGGCUACUACAAUUUCUUUAGUUUGUCUAUGUUUCUUGUGGUG